AGUAAAUUAAGUGAAAUUAAAGAAGACAGACUAGACUACAUCCAAACACAAACAAACCACUCGGACGAUGAUAAAUUAAUCAUGCUCCAGCGGUUAUUGUUCAUAGACUACCUAUCUAUAAAGUGCGCGUUCAUGUCUCUCCGCGCUCUGCUAUUGGUCCGCUCGCGCGGUUUCCCGUGGUUCAACAGUUUUGUAGCAACAGCCCCUUCACCCCAACCACCACCCCACAAAAACACCGUAUUUAUAACAUCCACCCUCGGGGACGCGCACGCGACACUGGCUUUCACUGAUGCAUAUUAUUUUGUUGGACAAUGUUCUGCGUCAUGUUGGACAAUGUUCUGCGUAAUUUGUGCGUUUGGUUGACUGUUUAUCUGAUUUCAAGUUGACUUAUGAUUUGAGGUGCAUGUUAAUACAAAAGAUUGUUGCGCCAUUCUGGGUUUCGGAAGGGCUUGUUCAGAGGGACUCUGCCCGAAGCGCGAUUCUGAGGAUUUAUUUUAUAGACGAUUUUCUGAGAGAAGGUUUUGAUUGUAAUAUACAACUGUGCUCACUUGGAUGUGAGAAACUAUUAUGUAUAGUUGUCUACUAUAUGCAUUGUAAGGAAAAGGGAAGAUAGUCUACUGCAACUGAUUUUUAGAUAAGAGGGAUUUUUAAGAGGGAUUUUGUAAGGGGCUCAGCCAGGACAUGUGAGAAGAACAAAACCAUGUCCCUCACUGACGGACGAGAGCGGACACCGGACACACGCACCUGUCUGCCCACUGUCACACCGUGGCACAUGGUGGUGUGUUGUUGUCUGGUUUUCUCUCUAGGAGACAUGUGAUUUACAGCCUUUUGCUGGCUAUAGUGAUUCGGUUUAUUUGUGUCCAAUCUAUAGCCUAGUACAAUGGGAUACAAUAGGAGAUACUUGGACCCAAAUAUAUUCGUUUUUUAAAUUUGUAUUUAUUCAGAUCACUUUAAUCUCAGAUAAAAAUCUAUUUUGCAAACGAGACUUGGUCGAAUAGCAGCAAUGGGCCUAAUGUCUCAUUGAGAUUUUAAUAAUCCCUUCUUCAAUAGAGCAUUGAAUUGAUUGAAAAUGAAUUUCGAGCAGAUUCUAACAGCUGUAGGAGGGUUUGGAAAGUACCAGAAGAUUCUGUAUGUGUGGAUCUGUCUGCCUCAGAUACUACUGGGUUUUCACAUGAUGGCCAGCAUCUUUACCGGGGCUACACCAGGACAUCGCUGCCGGGACAGCCCGAGCUCAGGCCCCGGUAAUAACGUUCAUAAUGGUAGCCUGGCUUUGACUUCAUCCGUUACUGUUACUGCAAAGCUGAACCUCAGCAUCCCGGUGGAUCCACAGGUGGACGACUCCUGCGUCCUCAUGGACAUUCUAACAGAGAACGGGACUGCGCGCGCGCCUUGCGAGCACGGAUGGGUGUACAGCCAGGAGAUUUAUCAAAGCACUACCAUCACCGAGUGGGACUUGGUGUGUGACAAGGCAUGGCUCAACAGUUUGGGGUCUUCUGUCUACAUGUUGGGUCUGCUGGUGGGAGCAGUCAUCUUUGGAGCUAUGGCAGACAGGAUUGGUAGGAGGUAUGCCCUGCUCCUCUCCCUAGCACUACAGACAGUGUUUGGAGUGGCUGCGGCUUUUGCUCCAAACUUCCCUGUGUAUGUCCUGCUGCGAUUUAUUCUGGGGACUACUAUCUCUGGAGUCAUCAUCAACGCCUUUGUACUGGGUACAGAGUGGACGUGUGCCCAGCGUCGUAUGUUAGCUGGUGUCUUCACUGACUACUUCUUUGGCCUGGGCUACAUGCUAAUAGCUGGACUAGCCUACCUCAUACGAGACUGGAGAAAACUACAGCUGGCUAUAUCUGUUCCUGGCUUUCUGUUCAUCUUCUAUAUAUGGGUGCUUCCUCAGUCAGCUAGGUGGUUGCUAGCCAAUGACAGGAGAGAGGAGGCCAUUGUUCUACUACGCAAAGCUGCUACAGUCAACGGACGUGUAUUACCACCUACUAUACAGGUGGACAGGUGUGACAUGGAAGGUAGAAGGAGACACUCAGCUGCAGAUCUCAUUAGAACACCCCAGAUGAGGAAAAGAGCUCUUAUCCUUUUCUAUGUCUGGUUUGUGAAUGUAUUGGUAUAUUAUGGACUGUCUCUAGGUGUAUCUAAACUGGGCUCAGACCUCUACCUGACUCAGUUCAUCUUUGGAUUGGUGGAGAUCCCUGCCAGGUCAUUGGUCCUCCUGUUCCUCCCUUGGAGCAGACGCCUAUCCCAGAGUGGCUUUCUGGCCCUGGGGGGCGUGGCCUGUCUGCUCACUCUAACUGUACCUACAGACCAUCCCAACCUGAUAACAGGUCUAGCCAUGGUAGGAAAGUUUGGUAUCACUGCUUCCUUCGCUGUUAUCUAUGUUUAUACUGCUGAGAUCUUCCCUACUGUACUACGGCAGACAGGGAUAGGUGUGUCCAGUAUGUUUGCCCGUGUAGGGGGUGUGUUAGCCCCCCUUAUCAACAUGCUCCAUACCAGAAGCCCCUCUCUACCCAUGCUCAUCUUUGGCUGCGCCCCCCUGCUUGGCGCAGUUCUCGCCCUGGCACUGCCAGAGACUGCCAACAGACCACUACCGGAUACCGUAGAAGACGCAGAGAACUGGGAUACUAGGUUUCCUCCAAAGAAGGGCCAAGGAGAGGACAUUAUCCAAUCAGCAAGCAGCACAGAGGGGCAGGAACUACAGCGCCUAGCAACGGAGUCUUGACCACUCACACACAUGCACACAUCCCAGCAAUCCGCACACAAACACACAUACAGUUGAAGUCAGAAGUUUACAUA
Molecule: messenger RNA, 2793 nt
Organism: Salvelinus sp. IW2-2015
Lineage: Eukaryota; Metazoa; Chordata; Actinopteri; Salmoniformes; Salmonidae
Product: organic cation transporter protein
Biological process (GO): transmembrane transport
Cellular component (GO): membrane
Molecular function (GO): transmembrane transporter activity
Source: RefSeq, a predicted model, not a curated record